AUGCUCCUUCCGCCGUCGAUAACCUCAACCACCGCCUCCGCCGCCGCGAAUGCUGUUUUAAACGGACUCUCACUCUGCAAAACGCUCAGCCAAAUCAAGCAACUCCAUGCGCAUAUCCUCCGUACAGUGUUCGACAACCGCCUCAACACGUUUCUCUUCAGCCUCUCCUCUUCUUCUUCCUCUAUCAGUCUCACCUACGCUCUCUCCGUCUUCUCAUCUAUCCCUUCUCCGCCGGAAUCCGUCGUGUUCAAUCCUCUUCUCCGGAAUCUCUCACGUUCCGGUGAAUUCAGAGCGACGAUCCUGUUCUACCAGAGGAUUAGACAUGUCGGUUGUCGUCUCGAUCAAUUCAGCUUCCCUCCGAUUCUUAAAUCAGCCUCUAAAGUCUCGGCCUUGUUCCAGGGUAUGGAGCUUCACGGCGUUGCGUUGAAGAUAGCCACACUCUCCGACCCGUUUGUGGAGACUGGAGUUAUGGAUAUGUACGCGUCUUGCGGUAGAAUCAUCGACGCACGCAAAGUGUUCGACGAAAUGUCUCAGAGAGAUGUCGUUACAUGGAAUACAAUGAUUGAGAGGUAUUGCCGAUUUGGUCUUGUAGAUGAAGCUUUCAAGCUUUUUGAGGAGAUGAAGGAUUCUAAUGUGAUGCCAGAUGAGAUGAUUCUCUGUAACAUUGUCUCCGCAUGUGGCCGUACCGGAAAUACAAGAUAUAACAGAGCGAUUUACGAGUUUUUGAAAGAGAAUGAUGUGAGGCUUGACACUCAUUUGCUCACUUCUCUUGUGACUAUGUAUGCUGGAGCAGGGUGUAUGGAUAUGGCAAUGGAGUUUUAUACGAAGAUGUCAGUGAGAAGCUUGUUCGUUUCCACUGCCAUGGUUUCCAGGUUUGCGAAAGCUGGGAGGCUAGAAGAAGCUCGGGAUGUGUUUGACCAAAUGGAGAAGAAAGACUUGGUGUGUUGGACGACGAUGAUUUCAGGUUAUGCUGAGAGUGAUCGUCCUCAAGAAGCUUUAAGAGUUUUCGAGGAAAUGCUUCGCUCUGGGGUGAAACCUGAUGAGAUUGCUAUGUGUAGUGUUGUAUCAGCUUGUGCGAACCUCGGUGCUCUGGAUAAAGCGAAAUGGAUUCAUGAUUACAUUGGUCUCAACGGGCUUGAAUCAUCGUUGGCGAUGAGUAAUGCUCUCAUUAACAUGUAUGCGAAGUGCGGAGGUUUGGAUGCAGCGAGAGAUGUGUUUGAGAAGAUGGAAACGAAGAAUGUUGUGUCAUGGAGCUCUAUGAUCAAUGCCUUUUCUAUUCAUGGAGAAGCUAAUGAGGCUCUUACGUUAUUCGCCCGGAUGAAACAGGAGAAUGUUGAGCCGAAUGAAGUUACUUUUGUAGGAGUGCUCUAUGGUUGUAGCCACGGAGGAUUAGUUGAAGAAGGCAAGAAGAUGUUUGCAUCAAUGACUGAUGAAUACAACAUUACUCCUAAGCUUGAGCAUUAUGGAUGCAUGGUUGAUCUCUUUGGCCGUGCUAAUCGAUUACGAGAAGCUCUUGAGGUUAUAGAAUCGAUGCCAAUGGAGCCUAAUGUUGUCAUUUGGGGGUCGUUGAUGUCAGCUUGUAGAGUCAACGGCGAGCUUGAGUUAGGUGAAGUUGCAGCCAAACACAUCCUCGAGCUGGAACCUGAUCACGACGGGGCUCUUGUGUUAAUGUCAAAUAUAUACGCGAGAGAACAGAGAUGGGACGAUGUGAGGAAGAUAAGGCUUGUGAUGGAGGAAAAGAAUGUGUUCAAGGAGAAAGGUCUUAGCAGGAUUGACUUAAACGGGAAAUCGCAUGAGUUUCUUAUUGGUGACAAGAGACAUGAACAAUCUGAUGACAUUUAUGCAAAGCUUGAAGAGGUUGUAAGUAAAUUGAAGCUUGUGGGUUAUGUUCCAGACUCUUGUAGUGUUUUGGUGGAUGUGUAG
Molecule: messenger RNA, 1923 nt
Organism: Microthlaspi erraticum
Lineage: Eukaryota; Viridiplantae; Streptophyta; Magnoliopsida; Brassicales; Brassicaceae
Source: the annotation of a GenBank genome assembly